ACUCAGAGAGACUGGCAUCAAGGAUCCAAUGAGCUGUUCGAGUUCGAUUGCAUGAAGGGUGGUUCCAAGAAUCCUCAACUCAUCAAGACCAUGGUCGAAGCGUCUGGUGCCUCCGUCGAAUGGUUGAUGGAUAACUUCGAUCUCGAUCUUUCUCUACUCUCUCGUUUGGGUGGUCACUCUGUUGAGCGUACCCAUCGUGGAAAGGAGCGCUUCCCUGGUAUGACUAUCACCUAUGCUGAAAUGCAAAUGGCUGAGGCAAUCUCCAAAGCUCUGCCCGAUAGGUGUCAGAUCAUGAACAAGGCUCGUGCUACUGAGCUUGUUCAGAAUGACAAGGGUGAUGUUGUUGGUGUGAAGUAUGAGAAGGGCGGCAAGACAUAUACGUUAGAGGGACCUGUUAUCCUCGCUACCGGUGGUUAUGGUGCCGAUUUCUCUAAGGAUGGUCUCUUAGCCAAGUAUCGUCCGGACUUGCUCAAGUUGUCCACUACCAAUGGCGAGCAUUGCACUGGUGAUGGAAUCAAGAUGGGUGUUGCAGUUGGUGCCCAAACUAUUGAUCUCGAGUGGGUACAGGUUCAUCCUACCGGUCUCGUGAACCCCAAGGAUCCUGACAGUAAGGUCAAGUUCUUGGCUGCUGAGGCUCUUCGUGGUGUUGGUGGAAUCUUGCUCGAUGCUGAUGGUCAUCGCUUCGCCAAUGAGCUCGGCCGUCGUGAUUAUGUGUCCGAUAAGAUGUUCCACAACAAGGGUCCCUUCCGUUUGGUAUUGAACACUGCUGCGUCUGACGAGAUUCGCUGGCAUGUUGAGCACUACAAGGGCCGUGGUGUCAUGAAAGAGUUCAGCAGUGCUUACGAUCUCGCUAAGGAGAUGGGCAUUCCUGCUUCUACCUUGGAGCAGACCUUCAAGGAUUACAAGGUGGUUGCUGAUAAGCAGGAGGCCAACCCUGAUGGUGGUGAGUAUGAUGCUUAUCCGACCGGUAAGACCUUCGAUAAGUUCGGCAAGAAGUUUUUCACGAAUUACGACCUCAAGAUGGACGACCACUACAACGUCGCCAUUGUCACUCCUCUG
Perkinsus marinus ATCC 50983 is the source of this 1059-nucleotide messenger RNA. Its product is annotated as Osmotic growth protein, putative. The transcript has a single exon. The record is from RefSeq and is a predicted model, not a curated record. The annotation marks the transcript as partial. NCBI's taxonomy places the organism in Eukaryota, Perkinsozoa, Perkinsida, Perkinsidae.